Molecule: messenger RNA, 1198 nt
Organism: Rhododendron vialii
Lineage: Eukaryota; Viridiplantae; Streptophyta; Magnoliopsida; Ericales; Ericaceae
Product: putative late blight resistance protein homolog R1A-3
Exons: 3
Coding region: 4-1068 (354 amino acids)
Biological process (GO): protein folding
Molecular function (GO): alpha-tubulin binding
Source: RefSeq, a predicted model, not a curated record
AUUAUGGGUAAUCUACUUGUUUCGUCUUCUUCUUCUUCUUCUUCCUCGUCCUCGUCCUCGAAUUCGAGUACUCCUGCUCGAAAGUACACCCGCUCUUUGUUCCCCUUCCACAGUAGUUUAAUGAGCUGGAGAAACCCUGUUUUCCAUUUCAAACUUCUGAGGGUGUUGGAUUCUCUCCUCCCAUGUGAGAUAGAACAACUAGUUCUGUUGAGGUACCUGGAGCUAAGUUGUGUCACGUCUCUCCCAGCUUCAAUAUCCGAUCUGUGGAAUUUAGAAACCCUUGUCGUUUCUUCAUUUCUGUUGAUGUCUGGUUUUUACUUACCCCAUAGUAUUAGGAAGAUGGUAAAAUUGAGGCAUGUACGUGUUACUGCACGUUUGCAUGAUAUUGAUAUCGAAAGUCCAGAUAACCUUGUUGACUAUCCUUUAUUCAUGGAUAACUUACAAACUUUGUCGUGGAUAAAUCCUUGGUCUUGCACAGAUGUCUUGGCUAGGUCUCCUAAUCUUAGAAAGUUGGGACUCCAAGUCUCUGAGUGCGGUUAUACAGAUGGGAGAUUAUCUCUACUUCCAAAUUUAGACUUUCUAAACCAUGUCCAAGAGUUGAAGGUCUCUACGUUAUUUAUAAGUGGGCAUUAUCUUGCAAGAGCUAAGUUUCCCCCAAACCUUACCAAGUUAACUUUGAAGGGGAUCUGUCUAAAUUCUGGUGACAUGUCGACCCUCGCCGAGUUACUACCCAACCUGGAGGCUCUAAAGUUAUCGCAUUUUACCCUCGAAGGGUUAUGUUGGGAAGCAAGUGGGGUUUUCCCUAAACUCAAGUUCUUGAAAUUCGCAUCAAUUGAGAUUUUGUGGUGGGUUGCCUCCAGUGAUCACUUUCCAAGUCUUGAGCGACUAGUGUUAGAACGAUGUUCUCUGCUCGAAAAGAUCCCAUCUGAGAUAGGAAAUAUACUGACGCUGAAGACGAUUGAGUUACAUGGGUGGGGCAACCCGUCUCUUGCUUCUUCUGCCAGGCAAAUUAAGGAAGAGCAAGAGAGUCUAGGAAACAAUGGCUUGCAAAUUAAGAUGUUCAAGUAAAGAAGGGGAUGACACAAUGAAGCUCAAUCACUAUCGAAACGAGGUUUGCUCCUCUCUCCCUAGCUCGCUUUUUAUGAAGCUAGAUUCUUGAAAAUACUUUAAAAUUUGCUGUUUUGAAAAACAUUAUGAG